Messenger RNA from Mustela erminea (ermine), 2889 nucleotides. It is a transcript of the gene CTSK, whose product is annotated as cathepsin K. Gene Ontology annotation, cellular component: lysosome. Gene Ontology annotation, molecular function: cysteine-type endopeptidase activity. Bases 1411 to 2403 code for a protein of 330 amino acids. Gene Ontology annotation, biological process: immune response. The transcript is spliced from 8 exons. Lineage: Eukaryota; Metazoa; Chordata; Mammalia; Carnivora; Mustelidae. The record is from RefSeq and is a predicted model, not a curated record.
AACUCCAAAUAUGCAAACAUAAAGCACAGUGUGUUUGUAAUUUCAGGAUUCAGAAAUCAUAGGGCUCUGAUCACUCAGCACUCCUUGAGUGUCCUCCUGAUCCUGACUCAUUCUGAGUAAAAUCAGCAGGGACAUCUGACCAUGAGAUGGGGGUUGGGGAAUUAUUGCCCAAGUCCUCCAGAGCACACUUGAGAUCUGUCUGGCACAUCGGAUUCCUUCUCUCCAGUAUGCCUUGCUCUCCUGGAUUAAAAGGAAUUAGGGAUGGGGAAAUUUAAACUAUUCAGGUCUGGACUUGGUUUCCCUCCAGGAGCAUAUGGUUCAUUAGCAAGUCUUAAAACUUACAGGCAUAAACCUGUGUUCUUGAGGGUUUGUAUAUGCAGUCCAGCUAGAAACUGAAUCUGUCCUAUGUAUUAUCUUUUCUAUUCCAAGGACUAUCUUUUCCUCUUCCCCCAUCUCUGUUUAUGGAAGAAAAUGGGAGUUUGGGGAUGUGGUUUAGGUACUGAACUAGACUCUUAUGAUCUGUCACAUGCUUGGAUGUUGGGGGAAUUAUUUGGAGAAGCUCACAUGACUGGUCUUGGAUCAGGGAUUUUAAUAAUUGAAACAGAUAAUGUUCAUCAGGCAUCCCACCAUCUGAGAAUUUUAGCAACAAAGAAGUCACAUGUGAGUUUGUCAGCGUUUAAUGGCACUGAUUCAAGUAAAGUCAUUAAUAACUAGGAGUGCUAGUUUUUUUGUUACUUUCAGAACCAGUUUCAUCUGGACUUCUUAGGCAUAUCCUUCCUCAGCAGCAUCAUAUUAGGCUGGGAAAGCUACUGACAACUUUUAGCCAACAAGCUUAUAAACUACAAGUCAUUUUGGAGCCUUUGGCUUCCUACAUAUUCUUUUCUAGUCUUUUUUAUUUAUUCCCUCAUCCUUGCUGUGAGGGUCAGACACAAAUUUGAAAACUAAGGUUUCAAAGUUGGAGGGAUGGGUGAUAACAGGAAAAGGACAGGAGAAGAUGUAAUCCCCAAUAUAAUAAAUACUAUAUAAUAAAGAAGGAUGGGGGAGACCAGGACUGUGUCUUAUUAACCAUCCAAGUGAAGGUAAGCCCCAAGUUGUGUAAUGUAUAUUGAAGUCUUUUUUUGUUUGCUCUCAAGGACAGUCCUGUAAAACUAAAUACCUAGCAACUUUCCACCCUGGCACGCACACACUACACGGACACAGAAACAUUGCAAAUCCGCUGCCUCCUUCCCUCCCCAACCCUGCUCCUCUCAGCAUUUCUUUCCCCGCCUCCCUCCUCUAUUCAAAUUUUCCAGCCCACAGCUGAAACUGACUUCCGCAAUCCUGAUGGAAUAAAUCCAGCACCCCUAGUCAUCCGCCCACAUAUCCACACUCCCCAGCGAACGGAGCCCAGAGCAGAUUCCUAUCAGCAGGAUGUGGGGACUCAAGUUUCUUCUGCUGCUGCCCAUGGCAAGCAUUGCUCUAUAUCCUGAGGAGAUACUGGACACCCAGUGGGAGCUAUGGAAGAAGACCUAUGGCAAGCACUAUAACAACAAGGUGGAUGAAAUCUCUCGGCGUUUAAUUUGGGAAAAAAACUUGAAGCAUAUUUCCAUCCAUAAUCUUGAGGCCUCUCUUGGUGUCCAUACAUAUGAACUGGCCAUGAACCACUUGGGGGACAUGACCAGUGAAGAGGUGGUUCAGAAGAUGACUGGACUCAAAGUACCUCCCUCUCAUUCCCGCAGUAAUGAUAGCCUCUAUAUCCCAGACGGGGAAAGCAGAACUCCAGACUCCAUUGAUUAUCGAAAGAAAGGAUAUGUUACUCCUGUCAAGAACCAGGGUCAGUGUGGUUCCUGUUGGGCUUUUAGCUCUGUGGGUGCCCUGGAGGGCCAACUCAAGAAGAAAACUGGCAAACUGUUAAAUCUGAGUCCCCAGAACCUGGUGGACUGUGUUUCUGAAAAUGAUGGCUGUGGAGGGGGCUACAUGACCAAUGCCUUCCAGUAUGUGCAGAAGAACCGAGGCAUUGACUCUGAAGAUGCUUACCCAUAUGUGGGACAGGAUGAAAGUUGUAUGUACAACCCAACAGGCAAGGCAGCUAAGUGCAAAGGGUACAGAGAGAUUCCUGAGGGGAAUGAGAAGGCCCUGAAGAGGGCAGUGGCCCGAGUGGGACCCAUCUCUGUGGCCAUUGAUGCAAGCCUGACCUCCUUCCAGUUUUACAGCAAAGGUGUGUACUACGAUGAAAACUGUAAUAGCGAUAACCUAAACCAUGCAGUGUUGGCAGUGGGAUAUGGCGUCCAGAAAGGAAACAAGCACUGGAUCAUUAAAAACAGCUGGGGAGAAAACUGGGGAAACAAAGGCUAUAUCCUCAUGGCUCGGAAUAAGAACAACGCUUGUGGCAUUGCCAACCUGGCCAGCUUCCCCAAGAUGUGACUUCAGCCAGCCAACCUCAUCCUGCUUUCCCGUUCCUUCCACGAUGGUGCGACAUCCUGAUGUACUUUGGAAGGGAGUUGGUGUGCAUUUCUUGAAGCAGAUGUAGCAAUAUAGAGAUUGUCCAUUCAGUUUCUCCGUUUGUGCUUCAAGGGACACCCCUACUACUUUCCUUCUCUCCAUCCAAGGCCUUUAUUUUUCAGUGUGGCCACAGUAGGAAUUUCCCUAGAAAGAUUCUCAUUCAUAGUCUGUAAUUAGCUUUAACCACCUAGAAGACUAAGGUGACCUGACCUCUCAGUCUCCAAGUUCAUUUCUUCUAUAUUCUGAAGAUAGAAAUUUCUAUGUUUUCCACCCCAAUUCAUAGAUCUUUGGUACAAGUUUAUGUGAUAAAAGAAAUGUGUUUUCUUUUUCCUUCUUUGCAUUUUUAAAGGAAGCCAAGUAUUUAUCUCUUAUCUCUAAUUUAAUAAAUACCUAUUUAGUAAACAUUCA